Thunnus maccoyii (southern bluefin tuna) is the source of this 991-nucleotide messenger RNA. RefSeq lists its product as uncharacterized. NCBI's taxonomy places the organism in Eukaryota, Metazoa, Chordata, Actinopteri, Scombriformes, Scombridae. Bases 1 to 921 code for a protein of 306 amino acids. The transcript is spliced from 5 exons. The record is from RefSeq and is a predicted model, not a curated record.
AUGGCGGCGUCCUCAGCAGGCAGUAGCAAGGGAACGGCAGUCAAGCACAACUGCUCCAUGAAUGGAUCAGAGAAAGUGUAUCAACGGAAGGAUAGUGAUGAAAGUAUGGAAGUGGGAACGGUUUAUGCAGAAAUCCAUCAGGCUCCUGCAGACGCCAGAAACCUCCCAGACCUCGAUGAAUUUUAUGAGCCUAUAUCAGAAGAUGAUCUGGCCGAAAUUAACCUGACACAAUCACACUACAAUAUUCCAGACAUCACAUCGUUUCGCCAACUCCUGUAUGAGGGGCAGGAGGAAAACGUUUCCACAAAAGUUUUAAAUCCUUCUGUAUGGCUCUCUGUUAACGUCCCUUCACCACGGCCGGCGAGGGAGGACGAUCUUCCCGCCGAAGUCCCUUCUUUACAGCCGGUGACGGAGGAGAAUCUCCCGGAGGAUGAGCAUCGUCCUCCCGCAUCACCCAACGUAGUACUCCCUUCAUCACAGCCGGUGACAGAGGAGGAUCUUCCCGCUGAAGUCCCUUCUUUACAGUCGGUGUCGGAGGGGGAGGAUCCCCCGGAGGAUGAGCAUCACCCUCCCGCAUCACCCGACGUAGUACUCCCUUCUUUCCAGCCCCCGACGGAGACGGAUCUCCCGGAGGAGCGUCAUCCGCCGGCCUCACCCGACGCAGAACAUCCCGGUUUUCAGCCCGAGACUGAGGACAACCGGCCGGGGAGCGUGCAUCGUCUGAAUGAAUCGGAUGACUCUGAGAGGAGAAGAGGAGGUGAAAGACUCAUCAGACGUGUGAGGAUGGUGGAACGGAGAAGAAAGUGGAAUCAGGACCGUCGACGGCAAGCUGUAAUUGGAAGAAAAAGCCUACAACACAGACGUUUGACUCUGACAAGAGAGCUUAUUUCCUUCUGUCGGUAUGUUAUAGCGAUGAAGUGAAAUGAUAUAACUUUUUUUUUUUUUUUUUUUUUUUUUUUUUGUAAACUGUAGUAAGAGAGUAUGGAUGAAG